AGAUCAGUUGGAUUCAUCAGAUUAACCCUCCAAAGUAUCAGUGCUCUGAGGCAAUAAGAUAACGAUCAGUUUGCUGGCUAUUAAGAAGACAGAUGUGGAGGAAGCAGGGAAAAGACAGAGCUCUUCCUACCUGACCAGUUCCAGGAGGCCAGAGGCCAGACUCCAAGGUGGGGAUGGGGGUAGGUCAGGCAAAGGAGGAACUUACAUUGCAUGUGCACCUACUGUAGAGGGAGACUUGCUAAGUACUUUAUGUGUAUUAUCUCACUGAACUGCCCAACUAUAACUCUUUGUUCCUGCUGCUAUAACAAAAUGUCAGAGGCAGGGUAAUUUGUGUACAGUAGAAAUAUAUUAUAUAUUUCUCACAGUUGUAAAGGCUGGACAGUCCAAGAUCAAAGCACUAACAGGUUUUAGUGUCUGGUGACAGCUUCCAAACUCUUUUUGCUUUCAAUAUGUCACUUCGAGGAGGCAGAUCUCUGAGUUCGAGGCCAGUCUGGACUACAGUGCGAGUUCCAGGACAAUCAGGACUAUCUCAGAAUAAAAAAGAAAAAGAAAAGAACAUCGGAUUGUUUCCUUCAACCUCCUUUAUAAGAGCUCCAAUCCACUCAUGAGGAUGGAACCCUCAUGAAUUAAUCACCUUCCAAAAGGCUCCCCUUAAUACUAUCAUCUGGGUUUAGUUCCAGCAUCUGAGUUUAAAGGGAUAUAUACCUGGAUUGUGCAGAAGCAGCUCCGAAGCCUUAGAGGGGAUAAAUAAGGCACCUGGAGCCACACAGCUAAUGUGAGGUACUGAGGGGCAGAAUUUAAAAUAGUUUAUUAAGAUCUGAGGUUUAAAAAAACAAUAAACUCAUAGUAUGUAGAGGUAGAUAAGUCAAUUGGGCAGCUAAAUAGCUGAUGGUAAUGACAUAUGACAUUUGAACUGUAUGUCGUAGUGUUCAUGUGGGUACUAAUGACAUGCUGGUCUCACAUAGGUCAGCCAUCUCAUCUCUUUCCCAACAAUACAUGCACCAAGUUGUACCCCUGCCCCUGCCUCAGCAAUAGCCACGUACAUCCUAGUAAACAUGCGAUUAAAUAUGAAAGUUUCUAUUAGGCUUUGAGGGGCACAUAUUUGGAUAUGCACAGGCUUGCUCAGUCAAGAAAUGGGGCAGUAAGAUUAAAAAAAAAAAGGCUCUGUAAGGUCUUAUUCCCAGUUGGUACAGUGCCUUCAGGCACAUGAUUUCAUUUGUUCCCAUAGCACCCUGAAGUGGGGAGAGCAGAGAUUAUCCAAUAAGUCUGGGUAAGGGCAGCCAUGGCCUACAGCAGAUAUGUCUAGAGGACAAUGUUUCUUCUUCCCUGGUAGGAAAGCACAAAGAAUGAAUGAGCCACACUGCCUGCUCACAGCCUGGGUCCCUCAGAUGAAGAGAGAUGCUUUCCUUCCUGGUGCCUCUCCUCCUCAACAUGUCCAGUUGGCUUGCAGGCCAUUAUCAAGAACCCUGACUUCCCCACAUCCGACUCCCUUGAUUUCUUUCAAUCGUUUACUCAUAUGUUCAAAAUCCCAUAUUCAGAAGCGCCGGCUAUCUCCGAGGCACCAUUCUGAUCUGGAGCUGCAUUUAUAAGGAAGACAAAGGUCAUUUUGUUGUGGACAGUUUUGGCGAAGGGAGACUGACAAAGUGUAUGCCUUAGAAUUUUGGAACAUUUCAAAGACAUUUCAUAGUAUAUACCAUGGAUUUUCGCCUCCUCUGUGGUACAUAGAGACAUACAUUUGGAUGUACACUUGGAACAAACCUGCUCGAUGCAAGGUGGAAACACCUUUUGAUUCAGUCUUUUAACAUGUGUUGAGUGCCACCUAUGUGCAGAGAAUGAUAUUGGGGAGUUUGGAGAGAUCCAGAAGAUUGAGACCAUAGGGGGUUCCCAGUCUGAGGAAAGAAGAGGUGCAUUUCUUUGGGAACCCCCAGGCUGUAAAAGAAGCUAAGAGUCCAGAGUAGAAAGACAACCGAUCCCAGGGCCCUUUUAUAAUGGGGAAUCCCAGUUGAAUGUAAAAGAAAUCCAGCUGAGUUUGGAAGGAGCUGGGAGACCCCUCCCCACAACGAGACAAAACUAGGUAGGGGACAGCUCCAAGCAAACAAGAACGGGAACAUGACAGUACCUGCAGAAUGUCUCCCAACAGUGAACCAGGAGGCAGCAUCUCCACGGGACGGGUUGGGGCACAGGGACAGAAGGACGCCUUUUAGAUUGGGGUGGGAUUUUGAGGUUUUGCUGCGCGCAUGAAGAGCUCACUCACGGGGCCAGUCUAGGUAGAGGGUACUUGCUGAGAGACAGCAGGAGAAAUAAGGGUGGCAGGCAGUUACCCAAGUCUUAUGCUCAACCUAGGCAAUCACCUCCAAUUUAAUUCAGUUGAAGACGCAGAGGAGAAAGGAGGCGGAGUCAGGGAAGAUCUUGAGUAAAUCCCCUACUUGAGACUACAGAGCGACAAGGGGAAAAAGAACAUGAUUAGGGUCAGAAAUGGAUUGGGGUGUAGUGGAAAUCCCAAAUAGGGUCCUCCUCCAAAUGCCCAGGUAUCCUAACAGCUGUUAAGGAAACCAGGUGAGAAAGGGUUAAGUGUGCCCCUCCAUUGAUCCAAAUGCUUCCUGUGUUUGAAAUCUUUCAGGUCCCUACAAACCCUUUGGACCCCGGCCAGGCAGGCAUUGUCCGGGGACCGGUUGUGGGUUGUCCGAGCAGUCGCUCAGCCUUUGUUGUGGGGCCACCUCGGGGGUUCCCUCUCGCGUCCUGGAUAGGGCUGCAGCGUGCUUGCCGGGAGGGGGGCGGUGCGGGAGGCUCGCUCCCUCUCCCUCUUCCUGCUCUUCCCCCCCCCACCCCCAGCCCCUCCCGAUGACCACAUGACCAAGUGGGCUCGCGGCCAAACCACAAGCUACAAAAUGCAGCCCCCGAAGUGAGCCGGGAAGCAGUCUCUCCAGCAGCCUGGACCAGCGGGUAGUUGCGAGUAGCGGAGCAAGCACAGCCGUCCACUUGGAGAGUUUUUGCCGCUGUCCCAGAGCCACCUAGGCCAGCUUCGCGGCGCUACCCCCGCGGAGGCAGAGGAGGCUGCUGCAGAGCAGAGGCGGCGAGCAGGCGUGGGGCCAGCAGCGAGCGCCACUGCUGGGGAGCGCACCCUCCCGUGGUCCGGGAGCCACGCGAACUCCGUGCUCGCACGCGCCAGCCCCGGCUCGCGCCUUUCUCAGCGUCCGGGGUACCCCGGCCUCUCACCGCCCAGCUUCGGCGCUUCAGGGCCGCUGCAGACCGAGCUGCAGCAUGAAUCUGCGACUCUGCGUGCAGGCGCUGCUGCUGCUCUGGCUCUCCUUGACUGCUGUGUGUGGAGUGCCACUGAUGCUGCCUCCAGAUGGGAAAGGGCUAGAAGAAGGCAAUGUGCGCUACCUGGUGCAGCCCAGAGCUUCGAGGACUGGACCAGGGCCUUGGCAGGGAGGAAGGAGGAAAUUCCGCAGACAGCGCCCGCGUCUCUCCCAUAAGGGCCCCAUGCCUUUCUGAAUCAGAUUCGUUCUCUUCUCUGGAACUUUCACGUCUUGCACCUGUUCUAGCUGCUGAUGGUCUCGGCUCUUCUCACCCACCAAGUUCCUCUAGUGGCAUGGUCCUGCCCCUCAUUUGGAUGACUCCAUUUCUCUCACAAGGAUCCAUUUGGCCCAUCUUCCUGGCCACUCCUUGGACUGCCAUUGGAGACCUUGCUUCUCCUCAGCCUGCUCCAUGUUCUAGUCCCUAUCCAUUGGCCUUAGCCUUCACUUGGCCCUUCCCUCUUCUCAUUAUCUUGGGAACUGGGCAGGAACACUCCCUUCUUCAAGGGAUUCCUUCAUUCCUUCCAAACACAUUCACACUUUCUUAUUGAUUGGACUUCUCACGUAAAACGGAGUACAGAGAUGUGUAACAAGAGACUUUGGUUGAGAGGGAUUGGGUGUUGGGAUCCAGAGAAGGUGCAUUGGGGACACUGAAAUGUGGGCAUGGUGAAGGGCUGAGGAGAAUAGCUGUCAUGGCCUCUUUCUCAGCUCUCUCUGGCCCUGUCGAGGAAGAGGCAAAGGAGAGGGGCCCAUGAAGAAUUUUGUCACUGUGUCUUCUCCCAUCCUCAUCCUUUGCUCUGUUGCAGCUAGUUCAGUCUCCAAGUCCCAAGGGGAGAGUGCUGAGCCUGACAUGGUUCUCUUCCCUCCUGGGAGUAAAAGCUAACUAAGCAGGAGAGUUGUUUUUGCCAAAAAAUAAAUAAAUAAAAAAUAAAAAUCACAGAAAGUCAGAGUCCAAAGGACCCUUGAAGAUCACUUGCUUCCUUAUGCAAAAGCUUGCACAAACAGAGGCCCUGGAGAGGGGACUGACCUGCUCAGACCACUGCAGAGUCUCAGUGGGGACCAGGUCUCCCCAACUCCCACUUUAUGAUAUCUUUUUUCCUCUCGAUGAUGUCCUUUCAAAGCAAAUGAAGUGCCUUUUGUUGGGUUUAGUGCAGAGGGUGGCUGGGAAGGACGGGGAGGGAGAGGUAAGCCAGCUGUGAACUACCCAGUGUGAGCAUGGAUCUUCCCCCUCCCGGCCCAGCCUGGAAGAUACCCUAAGUGGUGACAUAUGCCACACAGGCCAGGUCCCAGCCACAAGCUCGGGCUCAAGCUACUUUAACUGGGGUUCUCAGGCACUGAAUCUACCAUUGAGCCCCUGACCCUGGUUGUCAUGAUCCCCUGUGUAGACCCUUGUUCUUGUGGAUUUGGGGGGAAGUGUCAGAGGAUGGAGAAGGGGUAAGAAAGGAAGGAGAGAAUGAAGAAAGGAGGAGAGAUGGGAGGAAGUGUAUGUGGGGUUUAUCACUCCACCAAGAGGCCCCAUAUCUUUUUUUUUUUUUUUUUUUUUUGGUUUUUCGAGACAGGGUUUCUCUGUGUAGUUUUGGUGCCUUUCCUGGAUCUUGCUCUGUAGACCAGGCUGCCCUCGAACUCACAAAGAUCUGCCUGCCUCUGCCUCCCGAGUGCUGGGAUUAAAGACGUGCGCCACCGCCACCCAGCUGAGGCCCCAUAUCUUGCCAGGAGUCUUUUGCAGCCCUUCCCUGAAGGGAGACCCUCAUCUUUUGCCUGAGCAGACGUUCUUCUCAGAGGCCUCCCAGGAGGGAGAAAAGACAAGACAGAAGCUUGAUAUUCAUUUACAGAUGUGUAGGGCAGGGGGAGUCAGGACCCUCAAGCCCCAUAGUAACCCCAAGAUUGCCUAUCCACCCCUCCCCAAAGCCUUUCCUUCCCAUCUUCUGCUGCUAAUGCUGUUGCUGCUGCUGCUGCUACUGCUGCGCUUCAAAGCCCGCCCUGGGGAGCUGGGCCAGGCAUAUCGUCCUCACCCCUUGCGCUUGAAGUGAGGGCUGGCUGGUUCCUCUUCUACUGCUGGUACCCCUACCAGGGACCGGGCCUCCUUCCUCUUUGUGAUUUCUGCGUCUCCUGCCUUAUCAGCCUGCCAUGCCCAGCCCCACAGGGAAUGGGAGAGAAGAGGACAGCGGCUGAGAUAGAGGGGAGAUCGCAAGAGAAGAGAGGAGUGAAUGGGCCUGGUGGGCUGUCUUAUUUAAAGUGGUUGUGUAUGAUUCUUAUACUAAUUUAUAUAAAGAUAUUAAGGCCUUUUGAGUUAAAAACACCUGUCCCCUUAACUGUGUUUGCUGUGUUUGUAAAGAUUGUUCUGUGUAAAUAUGUCUUUAUAAUAAAGAGUUAAAAGCUGACAAUUUGCCCUUACUCUUUGAGGUCAUAUUCAGGAGGGGCAUUCCUUUCCCCCAAGGGCCGUCCUUGUCCCUGUGCCCACAGAUUGCACGUGUCGGGAGGUAAGUGCUUGCUUCCCAAAUUGGUUCUAGGUCAACUGGCCUCAAACCGAUUUGCCACAAGCUCACAAAAGGACUGUCUAUGUUUAAGGGCCAGUUCACAUAAAUGUGAGCCCUUUUAAGUCCUUCAGCGUCUCUUCGAAUGUCCCCGUUUUUCUGGCAGUGUCAUUUAAAAGUUUUGUUUUUGUUUUGUUUUUUUUUUUUUUCCAGAAGUGAUUCAUUUAAGGCCAUGCUGAUCAAAGGUGGGAUUUGUACUAAACGUUUUGUAUCCCUGGUGGGUGUCUACUGUUUUAUCUGCUUUGGAAUACUUUCAGGAGUUUUUAGCCAGGUUGCCUGUCUUGAAAAAUGUUGUUUUCAGUCAUAAAUACAUUUGGUAAUGACUUUGUAUGUAUCACUUUAUGUUUCACAAAGUGGAGUUGCUUGAUGAAUGAGAUAGCCUGAAAAAUAAAAUGCAAGGAGUUCAAUACAA
Messenger RNA from Peromyscus californicus insignis, 6242 nucleotides. RefSeq names its product apelin (gene Apln). Gene Ontology annotation, molecular function: apelin receptor binding; hormone activity. Bases 3262 to 3495 code for a protein of 77 amino acids. The transcript is spliced from 3 exons. The record is from RefSeq and is a predicted model, not a curated record. Gene Ontology annotation, biological process: signal transduction. Lineage: Eukaryota; Metazoa; Chordata; Mammalia; Rodentia; Cricetidae.